Schizosaccharomyces cryophilus OY26 is the source of this 2265-nucleotide messenger RNA. RefSeq names its product transporter mfs1. Gene Ontology annotation, molecular function: fluconazole transmembrane transporter activity. The record is from RefSeq and is a predicted model, not a curated record. Lineage: Eukaryota; Fungi; Ascomycota; Schizosaccharomycetes; Schizosaccharomycetales; Schizosaccharomycetaceae. Gene Ontology annotation, biological process: xenobiotic detoxification by transmembrane export across the plasma membrane. Bases 208 to 1818 code for a protein of 536 amino acids. The transcript is spliced from 2 exons.
GAGUUUGUAAAAAGAAAAACGAACAAAAAAAAAUUUCAUACCUCUCUUCGGAUACCCGGUUUCCGGUCCGACCAUGAAUAGUCAAUAAAAUUGUGAAAUUCUACAAAGGCAGGAAAAAAAUUAGGCAUAGAAAGCAGUGAGUGCUAAAAACUUAGAUAUUGAAUUAGGGUGUGCUUUAUUGUAUUUUGUGUUGUCAUUUGAGAGUAUAUGGACCAGAUUAUCAAAGGCUCAGAAGCUUUUGAACUCUUUCGUUAUGUUCGUGGCUUUGCUACUGGAAAUAAAGAAAAGUCAUCGGCGUCAUUGCCAGAUGAAUUCCACGUUGUCGACGAAAAGAGAGAGUGCUUUGCAAAUUUAACGAAAAUUAAGUUAGAAGAAUCCGAUGAACCAAACGAGUCAACGAACUUAAUUACAUGGGAAGAUUUUGAUAUAUCAGAUCAUCCAAAAAACUGGUCGAGACCACUAAAAGUUUAUGUUACAAUUUGUGUUUGUUUGCUAACAAUUGCUACGUAUAUGGGCGCCUCAAUAAUUACCCCAGGUCUGGAUGAAAUCAAGAAAAGCAUGCAUGUGGGGAAUGUUACUGCCAUGCUUGGCCUUUCUCUGUUCAUCGUUGGAUACUCCGUUGGUCCGCUCUUCUUCGCGCCAUUGACUGAAGUCCCGCAGAUUGGAAGGCAAAAAGUAUAUUUGGUAACGUUGGUUAUCUACAUCUGCUUACAAAUACCUACAGCACUUUGCUCAGGGAUUGGCGCUUUGCUUCCUUUACGUUUUUUAGCUGGGUUUUUUGGUUCUCCAGCACUUGCUACCGGAGGUGCAACUAUAACUGAUAUGUGGGACAGUAAAUACGCACAGUACUUCGUCACUGCAUGGUCACUCUGCGCUUUUAGUGGUCCCGCGUUAGGUCCUCUAUUCGGUAGCAUUAUGGUGGUUGCCAAAUCUUGGCGAUGGCAAUUUUGGUUUCUUAUGAUGCUUUCUGCAGCCGUGUUCAUUCUUUUCUUUCUCUUUGUCCCUGAAACUUCAGCUUCUAAUAUUUUGCAUCGCAAAGCUAACCGAUUACGAAAAUUGACGAACAAUUCUCAUCUCCAAACACCAGAUGAGUUGCAAUUUUCAAAAUUGAAUCCCUCGAAGCUACUUAUGGAGAUUUUUCUUCGACCGAUCAUUUUAAGUAUAAAUGAGCCAAUUGUCCUAUCUUUAAACCUAUACCUUGGCUUGGUUUACUCUCUCAUGUAUCUGUGGUUUGAAGCAUUUCCUAUCGUCUAUACAGAACUUUACCAUUUCACUUUAAUAGAGAGCGGAUUAACUUACCUAGGAAUUCUCAUAGGAACACUCUUACCAACUCCGUUUUAUUUUUAUUAUUUACACAAAGUGCUGAUUCCAAAGCUGACGAAUAACUCUGGACGCAUUGUCCCGGAAGAAGUCUUACGAGUAUCUUUCCCAGCCGCAUUCUUUUUUCCUGUGUGUCUUUUUUGGUUUGGAUGGACGGCUCAGCGUCCAAUCAACUGCUUUUCUUCUCUCGUAAGCACUCUGUUUUAUGCUGCUGGCUCUUUCCUUAUUUUUCAAACUUGCUACCAAUACCUUGCUUCUUCAUACCCCAACUAUAUUGCUUCCGUCUAUGCGGGAAACAACCUAUGUCGCUCUUUGAUGGCUUCUAGCUUUCCUCUGUUUGCGCGCGCUAUGUUUAAAAAUACUGGUCCUUCUUAUGCUCCUGUUGGUUGGGGUUGCACCAUUUUGGGUAUCAUAUCUUGUAUAAUGUUCCCUAUUCCUUUUGUGUUGUAUAAAUAUGGACUAAGACUUCGGUUACGAUCAAGUUAUGCUACCAACUAAAGGGUGGCAUAAGUUUAUUUAAACUUAAUUUUGUUACAAUUGAUGAACGGCGUGAUACUAUCAUUAUAGAAGUGGGUGGGUUUUUACAAGUCUAAUUUUAUUCAAUGCCUUAAUAUAUAAACCAUCUAAACGUCUAAACAUUUUCGCUGUCUUUUUGAGCAUAUUUGUCACUAUAUAUGAUUUAGCAUUUCUGCGUAUAGCAUUACUUCGAAGAUUACAAUGUUUCGAUUGAGCUGAGUUGAGAAAUAGAACUAACUAAACACGGUUUCAAUUCUAAAAAUUCGGUCAGUCAUUACACUCAAUUUAAGUUUACAACUUGUGCUUCAGGAAUACAAUCAAAUAUAACGAUUAGUGAAAACAGAGCUUCAAUAUGCUAAAGGUUUAUUCCACUGGUAAUGUAUCUUGGAGAAACUAUUGUUGUGUAAUACAGAUGCUAAACCCUUAAAA